GCCCGCGAGACUAGUGUGAUGCAAGCAAUGUUGUUGAAGAGAAGUGUUGUCCACAGCAAACCUUUUCCCUGAGAGUGUGAUGGAUCAGAGUGAACCAGAAGAGGCUCCUACUGAAGAGCAACGUCUAAACAACUUCUCCAAUGAUGGCAGCUUCAUCGAACAGUUCAGGAAAAUGCAGGAACAGACAGCAAAAGAGGAACAGGACAAGAAAGAUAAAAUGGCUACUGAGAAGGCCCAACUAAGCAAGCCUCUGUUCUCACGAGUCACUAAGACCAAGCCGGUGGUAAUAAAGUUCGGAGGGUUUAGGAAGAAACUGUUACCGGGGGCAAAAUUGAAUAAACCACGCGUGAAGGAUUUAAACGAAGACAAGCAAACAGAGUUAAACAGUAACCAAGGGAACAGUAGCCAAGGGAACACGGAGAAAGUCUCGGCCAAUCAGUUAUCCAGUGCUGGACUGUGUAGUCAAGACAACCUGGCACAUACAGUUACUACAGUUAUUGGUGCUCCUCCAGUUAAGAAGAAAAAGAGUCGAUUCUCUGAUGGCCCACCCCUUGGAGUGGGUGUGGUCAUUGGUUCCACUCCUGGACCAAGUAGCCAAGUGGCAAUGCUAGCACAUAAACGGACCGUAGCCCCAGCAAGUCUUGACCCCCCUGUGAGAAAGAGGAGGAGUCGGUUCUCUGAAGUCCCUCCCACUACAGAGGACACCACUAUCUCUAAAGUCAUCUCCUCGUUCAGUGGCCCUCCAGUGCUGAGUCAGCAAUCUCUGACGGAGACACAAAAACAGCAGAUCCAGGAACAAAUUGAGAUGAACAAACUGGUGGCUGAGAUCAAAGCUGCCACUCAGGCUGCAGCUGCUAAGGGGACGGGUGGGGGUGCUGCCUACGAGUAUGACAGUGACGAGGACACGGAAGGGGGGACGUGGGAACACAAACUGAGAAUGCAAGAGAUGAGGAAGACGUACGAGAAGGCACGAGAGAUCACGCUCUUAAACCAGGAGAAGCAUCACAUUGGAGAUUUCUUACCCCCAAAAGAGCUAGAGAUGUUUGUCGAGAAAGCCAGUGCAAUCAAGGAGGGACGAACAGCAGAUUUCUCUGACUACAAAGAGCACAAGCUAACCGAGGAGAAUGUUGGAUUCAAGUUGCUGCAGAAAUCUGGUUGGACGGAGGGAACUGGACUUGGCACGCAGCAAGAAGGUAUCCUGGACCCAAUCAACAAGGGAAAGCAGUCAUUUGAUCACAGUGGAGUGGGGGCAGAGCCUCCAGCCGAGGUUGCCAAGAGCGAUGACGAUUUUGAUGUCUAUCGUAAGAGAAUGAUGUUGGCGUACCGUUUCAGACCAAACCCCCUCAACAAUCCAAGAAGACCAUACUAUUGAACAUUAUUAUUCUAACUGAUAACAUGAGUUCAUAAUAAUGUACACGUGCGUGAGUAUGUAAUACUAAUUAUUUUGAUGACCAUUACCACCUACAUUGUAUAUAAAUUAUGAUGAUUAAUACUCUUG
Messenger RNA from Halichondria panicea, 1498 nucleotides. RefSeq names its product SURP and G-patch domain-containing protein 1-like. The transcript has 8 exons. Bases 80 to 1372 code for a protein of 430 amino acids. Gene Ontology annotation, molecular function: RNA binding. Gene Ontology annotation, cellular component: nucleoplasm. Lineage: Eukaryota; Metazoa; Porifera; Demospongiae; Suberitida; Halichondriidae. The record is from RefSeq and is a predicted model, not a curated record.